UAGUUUUAAAGUAGUUAUUAGUAAAAUAAUUAAGUAUUGAACAACAUUCGUUUUUUCUAAAAACUUAACAUUUAUCAGUGAAUAUUUUUUUUAAGGUUAAUUUUAUAAAAUAUGCAUAACAGACUAAAAGUACGUACAACUGAAGCACAAAAAGCCGCUGCAGAUCGAGAAAAAGAAAAAAAACUUCAAUUAUAUCGAAAUACUAUCAAUGAUGUAUUUGAGCGCCGAUCUCGUAAUGAAUAUGAUGUUUUAGCAUUGAAAUCAUCUGAAGGACUAUUACGAUCCAAUCCUGAUAUUGUUACUAUAUGGAAUUAUAGAAAAGAAAUAUUACUACAUCUGAAACCAUCUGAAGAAAUAAUUAAUGAUGAACUUUAUUUAACUGAAAAAUGUUUACAAGUAAAUCCAAAAUCUUAUUCAGCAUGGUAUCACCGAAAUUGGCUACUAGAUAAUGUAGAUCCUAGUCCAGAUUGGAAUAAAGAAUUGCAACUAUGUACAAAGUAUUUGAAAAUAGAUGAACGAAAUUUUCAUUGCUGGGAUUACCGACAAAUUGUUGCAUCUAAGUGUCAAGAACCAAAUGAAAAUGAAUUGAAAUUUACUAUGGAAAUGAUUGAGUCAAAUUUUUCAAAUUAUUCUGCAUGGCAUUAUCGAUCAAAACUUUUUAGUGCUGCAGGAAAAGAUGAAGAAUCUACCAAAAUUUCAGAAUUAUCAUUGGUGGAAAGCGCAGCAUUUACUGAUCCUUCAGAUCAAAGUGCUUGGAUAUAUCAGAGAUGGCUUAUAGGAAAACUAGAACCAUCCAAGUUUAUAUACAAAGUUUCUCGAAUAAAAAAUAAAAUUUAUCUCAUACUAAACAGAAAAUUACCGAAUAAUUAUAAAAUUAUUGGAUUAGGAGAAACAAAUUGGGAACAAUUCGAUUCAAAAAUUUGGUAUAAAAAACUAGACAAUAUCGACAGUUCCAAAAUACAGAUUAUUGAUGAAGUAAACCAAGUAAUAGAUAAUCUAUCAAUAGAUAAUGUUCAACAAAAUAUAUUUAAUCUUAAUAUUAGUGAACAGCUUCGACUUGUUUUAAAUGGACAAUUAGACAGUUUACAUCAACUGUUAGAUAUGGAGCCAGAAAGCAAAUGGGCUUUACUAACUUAUGUGUUACUUCUUUACACAUUAAAACCAAACAAUUAUUUUAAAAAUUGUCUUAAAAACAUCAAAUUAUUAAAAGAAUUAGAUUCAAAAAGGAAAAAUUACUAUCACGACCUCGAAAGCCGUUACCAAAUUGAACAUUGGAUUGCUAACAAUAAUAACAAUAAUAUGGAUAGUGUUAAUUUGAAAGGAUAUGGAUUAACAGCGUUUUAUCAUAUGCACAUGUUUCUAUUUAACAAAAAUAUUGAUUUGAGUGAUAAUGAUUUAUCCCACACCAAUUUAAAUCAUUUAAAAAAUUUAAUUAUGUGUGAACAAUUAUCACUGAAGAAUUGUAAACUAGAGAACUUGGAUAAUUUUCCUGCUCUGAAUAAUCUAGAAGUUUUGGAUCUGAGAGAAAAUAAAAUUCAAGAAAUUUCGUACAAAGAGCUAACAAAAUGUAAAUCACUUAAAAAAAUUAUCCUUGAUAAAAAACAAAUAGCUCUUGAUAAAAUAUUAGAAUGUAUCAAUCAGUCUACUAAUAUUGAAAUUUUGUGAUUGUUAAGUAUAAUUAGUUAAGACUACUAAGUACAUAUAUGGCCAUUAAAAUUAUAUGCUUAUUAUUGCUAUUUUAUCUUAUUCAUAAUAUGAUUUAAUUUGUAUUAACAUUAUAAGCGUACAUUAUGGGGUUGGGGGUUGGGUAGAUGCCUAUAACGCCUAAAGUAUAAUGAAUAGUGUUGAUUGAGAUUUCUAGCUCCUCCCAGAUUUUUAACCAAAUUUUAUUAUGUCCAUGAAUAACAUCUUAGAAUAUAUUAGUUUAUACAAAUACAUAAAACUUUAUAAUUUUAUAAAUAAAAAAUAUUUUAUUUUUAUCAA
Molecule: messenger RNA, 1983 nt
Organism: Acyrthosiphon pisum (pea aphid)
Lineage: Eukaryota; Metazoa; Arthropoda; Insecta; Hemiptera; Aphididae
Gene: RabGGTa
Product: Rab geranylgeranyltransferase subunit alpha
Exons: 2
Coding region: 112-1665 (517 amino acids)
Biological process (GO): protein geranylgeranylation
Cellular component (GO): cytoplasm; Rab-protein geranylgeranyltransferase complex
Molecular function (GO): Rab geranylgeranyltransferase activity; protein binding
Source: RefSeq, a predicted model, not a curated record